Messenger RNA from Xenopus laevis (African clawed frog), 954 nucleotides. It is a transcript of the gene or64i3.L, whose product is annotated as olfactory receptor 51I2. The transcript has a single exon. Lineage: Eukaryota; Metazoa; Chordata; Amphibia; Anura; Pipidae. The record is from RefSeq and is a predicted model, not a curated record. Bases 1 to 954 code for a protein of 317 amino acids.
AUGCAAAAUUCCACAGAUCCACAUCCGGCAUAUUUCACCCUUGGAUACAGACAGCUCACAUCUAUACGAUACUUCUACUGUAUAUUGGUGUUGGUGGGAUACUUGAUGAACGUUGUGUCCAACAGUCUGAUUAUCGCUGCUGUGAUUAUACACAAAACAUUACACGAACCGGUUUAUAUAUUUAUUAGUGCUUUGUGCUUAAAUGGAAUAUUUGAAAGUAUGUACUUUUACCCCAGUAUUUUUUCUGCCUUGCUCUACAAAGUUCAGGUAAUUUCUUACUCAUUUUGCUUGCUGCAAGCAUUUUUAAUUCAUCUCUAUGGAUGUUUUGAGAUGACGACACUAUCAGCGAUGGCGUUUGACCGUUAUGUGUGCAUCUGUAACCCUCUGAGAUACAACAACAUCAUGUCCCUCUCAACUGUGUACAAGAUAAUUGGGGGAAGUUGGACUUAUUCCAUUGUAGCAUUUGGUACUCACGUGCUAUUGACCUACAGGCUCCCUUUGUGCGGAGCAGAAAUUUUAAAGAUCUACUGUGACAACUGGUCAAUAGUGAGACUUUCUUGCAUUGAUACCACCAUCAAUAAUGUCUUUGGACUUUUUAUUGUCUCUACAUUCGUUUGCUUGCUCCUAAUGCUAAUAAUGUACUCCUAUAUUGAGAUUCUCAGGGUUUGUGCACGAUCUUCACAAGCUGUCAUUGCUAAAGCCUUGCAGACCUGCACUCCUCAGCUGAUAACCACCUUCAACUUUGUGGCAGGUUCACUAUUUGAUAUAUUUCUCUAUAGGUAUAUCCCUACUAUUGUCCCUUAUGAGUUUCGUGUGUUCAUGUCAUUGGAGUUCCUUGUGGUGUCUCCCAUUCUGAAUGCUUUGGCUUACGGGCUAAAGAUGACAGAGUUGAGAACAAAAAUAUUCCAGCCCUUUAAUCUCAAAAAAAUUGCAGGGAAUACCUUAAGCAUGUAG